This is a messenger RNA of Diversispora eburnea, 243 nucleotides long. The record is from the annotation of a GenBank genome assembly. NCBI's taxonomy places the organism in Eukaryota, Fungi, Glomeromycota, Glomeromycetes, Diversisporales, Diversisporaceae.
AUGGUUUUUCCACCACCUUCAAAAUAUCAAGCCACCACAGGAAAAGGUUUCACACCAGCGCUUCAGCGUGCAAGAAGACCAUAUUUAGUUCGUAAUGUUCUGACGGGAGUAGCUUUGUUAAGUUUUACUGCUGCUGUGUAUUCAUAUGCUAUUUUAGCUGUAAAACAAGAUGAUCUGGGUGAUAUCCCACUUCCUUCUCCUCCUCCUUCUUCUGCAAACAAUAAUAAUAACAAAACAAUUUGA